Xiphias gladius (swordfish) is the source of this 1650-nucleotide messenger RNA. RefSeq names its product four and a half LIM domains 3a (gene fhl3a). The coding region runs from base 123 to 962 and encodes 279 amino acids. The record is from RefSeq and is a predicted model, not a curated record. The transcript is spliced from 6 exons. Gene Ontology annotation, molecular function: transcription coregulator activity; actin binding. Gene Ontology annotation, cellular component: stress fiber; nucleus; Z disc. Gene Ontology annotation, biological process: actin cytoskeleton organization. NCBI's taxonomy places the organism in Eukaryota, Metazoa, Chordata, Actinopteri, Istiophoriformes, Xiphiidae.
GAUCCCAGUCCUGAUUCCGAGCGAGUGUCUGCUGACAGCGAGAGGGAGGCGGGUUACCACUGUCAACUUCCAAAAAGUUGCCUCCAGACUUCAGACACUACUCCUGACUUGCAGAAAUUACAAUGGCUGACCGUUUCGACUGUGACAAUUGCAAAGAAUCCCUGUACGGCCGCAAGUACAUCCAGUCAGAUGAUAGCCCCUACUGCAUCCCCUGUUACGACAGCCUGUUCUCGAAUACAUGCGAUGAGUGUAAAGAACUGAUCGGCCAUGAUGCAAGGGAGCUCUUUUAUGAGGACCGGCAUUAUCAUGAGCACUGCUUCCGCUGUUUCCGCUGCGAUCGCUCGCUGGCAGAUGAACCCUUCACCAGCCAGGAUGAUGCAUUACUCUGCAAUGACUGCUACUGUAAUGAGUUCUCCUCCAAGUGUGUAGCCUGCGACAAGAUUGUGAUGCCAGGUACGAGGAAGUUGGAGUAUGCAGGCUCUACAUGGCAUGAGGGCUGCUUCAUCUGUCAUAGUUGCGAACAGCCGAUCGGUUCGAAGUCCUUCAUUCCUGACAAGGAUGAGCACUACUGCGUGUCCUGCUAUGAGGACAAGUUUGCUCCCCGCUGCACACGCUGUAAAAAGACCCUGGCUAAAGGGGGUGUGACCUACCGGGAUGAGCCGUGGCAUAAGGAGUGUUUUGUGUGCACCAGCUGUAAGACGCAGCUGGCGGGUCAACACUUCACCUCCCGAGACGACAGCCCUUACUGCCUCAAGUGCUUUGGCAGCCUGUACGCCAAGAAGUGCGAGGCCUGCAGCAAACCCAUCACAGGUUUUGGAGGAGGAAAGUACAUCUCAUUUGAGGAUCGUCAGUGGCACCAGCCAUGCUUCACCUGCUCCCAGUGCUCCGUUUCACUGGUGGGCGCCGGCUUCUUCCCUGACGGUGACAGGAUCCUGUGCCGCGACUGCCACAGCAACCUAUAGAGCUAUUCACAAUAUUCUCACCCUUCCCUUGACUUACCUUACACCCUUUGUCACAGCAUUUCAAGAACCCCGAGUCAUUACCGAGGAAGGUAACGCAGGCUAACAAAUGCUGCCUCUCAGGUCAUUUUUAUAUCAAGACGUCAGUUCCUCAUUGUCCAUGUCUGGAUCAGAUUUUCAUCCAGGAGCUAGUGCACAAAAUCCUGUGUUGAUGCUGCAUUGUUUGCAUGAACCACCACAAAGAUUUCCACUUUAACCAAAAAGCUCACUAUUUUGUGAAACAAACUUUAUGGAGUGCCUUAAGAAUAACAUUUCUUAGAUGUUAUGUACUAUUAAACCAAAUAAAUGCAAAAUGCUAGUCACUUUGCAAGAAAUUCCCUCAUAUUUUAUAUAAAUAAGUUGCCACUUCAGGUAUAGGUCAGGCUCUGAAGAGAAGACACAGAACACUGAUACAGUAUAGAACAGAAACCUUACAGUCUGUAUUUUCAAAGUAUGUGGGAGUUACUGUUUUAACGCUCUUAUAACUGCAGUUUUAUCAUUUUGAAUGUUGCUUUUUCUCACGUGUCAUUUAUCUUUCUAUAAUGUAUGUCUUGCGUUAUGCGUCUUGAACAAGUUACUGUAUAUAAUGAGAAAGAAGGAGGUGUUACACUGUUGUAAGAAGUGGCAAAAAAAAUUAGACCAAUUUAAAAAA